Molecule: messenger RNA, 2709 nt
Organism: Arabidopsis thaliana (thale cress)
Lineage: Eukaryota; Viridiplantae; Streptophyta; Magnoliopsida; Brassicales; Brassicaceae
Product: basic helix-loop-helix (bHLH) DNA-binding superfamily protein
Exons: 1
Coding region: 605-2377 (590 amino acids)
Biological process (GO): regulation of DNA-templated transcription
Cellular component (GO): nucleus
Molecular function (GO): DNA-binding transcription factor activity; protein dimerization activity
Source: RefSeq, marked reviewed
AUGAAAGUCUUUUUGUUUUGUUUUUUGUUUUGUUUGUUGGGGUUUGGUCUUUUAAUAAAAAAGAGCACGAAGAACAUGCGUCGGACUCUCUCUCUUCCUUGAAUUCAUUCAAUUGGCCACGGCGACAAAACAGGGAGCCGAUACAGCGAAACUGAUACAUCUUUUUUUAUUUUCUGGAUUCUUAGGGUUCUUUUUCGGGGAAUUUAGGUAAUUUGUUUGUCCAUUUUGGUGGGGUUUGGGAGAUUUAAAAUUUGUGUUUUUUUUUGGGUCGGAUUCUCAAAAAUCUGAUUUUGAGGAGAAAAUCUCGGUGGAAGAGACUUGAUUCAAAUCUUCUUUACUGGUAAAAAUAUAUUCUUCUCAAUUCCUCAUUUUCUGUUGGUGGAGUUUGAUUUUUGUCAUUUAAUUGUUGUUAAAGAAAAUAGGGGCAAGAUCUGAGAUCUCUGGGUGUUCCAUGCAAAACUGUUAUACUCCGCCGUAUAUUUGCAUCUGGGUCACACUUCUAAACCCUAUCAUUUGACUUAAGAAUCGAUUUCUGAAGAUCUGGGUUUCUUAAAAGUCUUUCCUUUUUGUUGGGAUCCAAACAACAAAAGAAAAGAAAGCAGAGAUGAAUAUUGGUCGCCUAGUGUGGAACGAGGACGAUAAAGCGAUUGUUGCGUCAUUACUGGGCAAACGAGCUCUCGAUUACUUGCUUUCCAACUCUGUUUCCAAUGCUAAUCUCUUGAUGACUCUAGGAAGCGACGAGAAUCUGCAGAACAAGCUCUCGGAUCUCGUCGAGAGACCCAACGCUUCUAAUUUCUCUUGGAACUACGCCAUUUUCUGGCAGAUUUCCAGGUCAAAGGCCGGAGAUUUGGUUCUCUGUUGGGGCGAUGGAUAUUGCAGAGAGCCUAAAGAAGGAGAGAAAUCAGAGAUCGUUAGGAUUCUAAGUAUGGGAAGAGAAGAAGAAACGCAUCAGACUAUGAGAAAGAGAGUAUUGCAAAAGCUUCAUGAUUUGUUUGGUGGCUCAGAAGAAGAGAACUGUGCUUUAGGACUAGAUAGAGUUACUGACACUGAGAUGUUUCUUCUUUCUUCUAUGUAUUUCUCAUUCCCUCGAGGUGAAGGUGGUCCAGGCAAGUGUUUUGCCUCUGCUAAACCUGUUUGGUUAUCCGAUGUCGUCAAUUCGGGUUCUGAUUAUUGCGUUAGAUCGUUUCUUGCUAAAUCUGCUGGCAUUCAGACUGUUGUUUUGGUUCCUACUGAUCUUGGUGUUGUUGAGUUAGGCUCAACUUCAUGUUUGCCUGAAAGUGAAGACUCAAUCUUGUCUAUAAGAUCAUUGUUUACCAGUAGUUUGCCUCCGGUUAGAGCUGUUGCUUUACCUGUUACUGUAGCUGAAAAGAUUGAUGAUAACAGAACGAAGAUAUUCGGCAAGGAUUUGCACAAUUCAGGGUUUCUUCAACAUCAUCAGCAUCACCAACAACAACAACAACAACCACCGCAACAGCAACAGCAUAGACAGUUUAGAGAGAAACUCACGGUUAGAAAAAUGGAUGAUAGAGCUCCCAAGAGAUUAGAUGCUUAUCCGAAUAAUGGGAACAGGUUUAUGUUUUCGAACCCAGGCACCAACAACAACACUCUUCUGAGUCCUACUUGGGUUCAACCUGAGAACUACACGAGGCCAAUCAACGUGAAGGAAGUUCCAAGCACGGAUGAGUUCAAGUUUUUACCUUUGCAGCAAUCAUCGCAGAGGCUGCUUCCUCCUGCUCAAAUGCAGAUAGAUUUCUCUGCUGCGAGUUCAAGGGCUUCAGAGAAUAAUUCAGAUGGAGAAGGAGGAGGGGAAUGGGCAGAUGCAGUGGGUGCUGAUGAAUCUGGUAACAACAGACCAAGAAAACGCGGAAGGAGACCUGCCAACGGAAGAGCGGAAGCUUUGAACCAUGUAGAAGCAGAGAGGCAGAGGCGUGAGAAGCUUAACCAGAGGUUUUACGCUCUGAGAUCCGUUGUUCCCAACAUAUCCAAGAUGGACAAAGCGUCCUUGUUGGGAGACGCGGUUUCUUAUAUAAACGAGCUUCACGCGAAGCUAAAGGUCAUGGAAGCAGAGAGAGAGAGGUUAGGGUAUAGCUCAAAUCCACCUAUCAGCUUGGAUUCAGAUAUAAAUGUUCAAACCUCAGGUGAAGAUGUCACAGUGAGGAUAAACUGUCCGUUGGAGUCUCAUCCGGCUUCCAGAAUCUUCCAUGCGUUUGAAGAGAGUAAAGUAGAAGUGAUAAACUCGAACCUGGAAGUUUCUCAGGACACAGUGUUGCAUACGUUUGUAGUCAAAUCUGAAGAAUUAACGAAAGAGAAGCUGAUAUCGGCCUUGUCUAGAGAGCAAACAAAUUCAGUUCAGUCAAGAACAUCAUCAGGUAGAUAGCCUUUUGAGAGACAGAAGAAGGUGGAAGUAAGUUUGUAAUCAAGAACCGGUUUUGAAUGGUUCUUUUUUUCUUCUAGGUAUCUUUUGUUUUUACCUUUUUUUGGUUAUAUACCUGUAAGAAUCCUCCAAACUAGGAUUUUAGAAGUUUUAUUGACAAAAGUAGACAUUAUCAUUUACUCGUUUUACAGUGGACAAAGCUGGGAAUUAAGUAAUUAACGAUAAUGUUGUAUCUGUUAAAGUCGUAGACUAGCUCAUGAAUCAGUCUUUAUUCAUUCUGAUAUGUCCUAUGUGUUGGAUUUGGUGAAGUGUUUAAUCGACAAGUCAGAUAAGUG